Molecule: messenger RNA, 465 nt
Organism: Symbiodinium sp. CCMP2592
Lineage: Eukaryota; Dinophyceae; Suessiales; Symbiodiniaceae
Source: the annotation of a GenBank genome assembly
AUGAGUCGCGCACCUUACGAGCUCCCGGUGCAGAGCAGGCUUGUGUGUUUGAUUGUAGUUGGUGAGUUGGUGUUGGUCGGUGAGGUCUUGAUCUUGAUCGGCAUCGCAUCGACACAGCCGCCGCUUCGACGGAGAGAGAGUGGAGCCAAGGUGCAGCGCCUGUUCGAACAGCGCCGGCAGCAGGUCCCGGCUCGGGGUGAGGCUGAGAAUAUACACCUUCUGCUUUUUUGUGCAGGUGGCCUGCGGAGGGAUGCCACGGGCCUCGCCGGCGUGUUGGAGCGCGGGUGCAGAGCGAGCACAAAGCCUCAUCGCACAAAGUCUGAAGAGCCGGAAGAGGCGAUAGUCAUCGGGGUGCACUUGAAGGGAGAGGAAGACAUCGCCUGCCCCUCUCAGCUGGAGGCAGCUGGAGUUCUUGAGGACUUCAGGAGCGGCCGCAAAUGCGUUCCAGCGCACUUUUGGUGGUGA